AUGCGAGGGGAAUUCAAUGGUUUGAAAGCUUUGAUAUUACAAGAGAAUGACACGGCUUUUUAUGUACAUUGCUUUGCACACCAACUUCAAUUAGUAGUUGUGGCUGUAGCAAAUAAGCAUGAUGGUGUUAGUGACUUUUUUGAGCAAAUUUCGUUGGUGGUUAAUGUAGUUUGUGCAUCGUGUAAAAGAAAAGACUUACUACGAGAGCAAGCAAGAGAAAGGGUGCAAAAAGGCUUGUGUAGUGGUGAACUUGAAAUCGGAAUUGGGUUAAAUCAAGAGACUACACUUGUUCGAGCGGGAGAAACAAGAUGGGGUUCACAUUUCAACACACUCACAAGUUUGAUGAAGUUAUUUGCGGAUGUUCUUGUAGUUUUAGAUUUUGUGAAAGAGGAGGGAGGGUCAUUGGCAAACCGUCAACAAGCAUCUGGAAUCUUAGCAUAUUUUAAAUCAUAUGAGUUCGUGUUUUACUUACAUAUGAUGUAUGACAUUUUACACCUCACGGGUACAUUGUCAAAGCAACUUCAAAGAAAAGAUCUAGACAUUUUAGAAGCGACUUCGAUGGUUAGAGGGACAAUGGAGGCAUUGCAAUCUCUUAGAAACAUAGGGUUUGCUAGCAUUUUGCCAAAAGUAUCCUCUUUUUGUGAAACACACGAAAUUGAUACUUUGGAUAUGGAAGAGUUGUAUAUUGGUGCGAGAAACCGUAGGACUACAAAGACUAAUAAGUUUCAUUUUGAGGUUGAAAUCUUCAACACGGUGGUAGAUAUGCAACUUACAGAAUAUCGGGAUCGAUUUAGUGAAACAAGCACCCAAUUACUAGAAUACAUGGGUGCUUUGAGCCCUUGUGAUUCAUUUGCACAAUUUGACAAAUCAAAGUUAUUGAAGUUGGGUAAGUUAUACAAGUAUGACUUUGAUGAUUCAGAUAUGAUAGACCUUGAAGGACAACUUGAGAUAUUUUAUCACUCUUGCAUCAAAGAUGAGUGCUUCGCUAGUUUGAAAGGAAUUUCCAACCUUUCUCGUUUGACGGUUAAUACGGGGAAGCAUCGAUCUUAUCCUUUGGUUUAUAAGCUAUUGAAGUUGGCUUUGAUAUUACCUGUAGCGACCGCAAGUGUAGAAAGAUAUUUUUCAAAGAUGAAGCUCUUGAAGACCGACUUGCGUAACAAAAUUGGCGAUGAAUUUUUGAACGACGCAUUGUUGUGUAAUGUCGAGACCGAAGCACUUGCGAAAGUUGAGAAUGAAAAAGUAAUGGAGCGGUUUCAAAAGAUGUCUGCACGAAGAGGACAAAUUUAA
Molecule: messenger RNA, 1287 nt
Organism: Lactuca sativa (garden lettuce)
Lineage: Eukaryota; Viridiplantae; Streptophyta; Magnoliopsida; Asterales; Asteraceae
Molecular function (GO): protein dimerization activity
Source: RefSeq, a predicted model, not a curated record